CACACCAAUACCCACUCGAUGUUCCAGGUCGCCGCCCACCCGCAGACGUUCCCGCACCACCACCUGCGCCACGACGCACCGCCACAGCACCGCCGCCCGGCCUCUUCCGCCCCGGCCCCGAUCCAGCUGCCAAGGACGCUCGCGCGCCCGGCGUUCGCGGACAUCGCGCGCGACGCGCUGGCGGGCGCGGCGCCGGACCUGGCCGCGGCGGGGGUCCCGGACGAGUUCAUCCGGCACGGGCUCCGCGCGAAGGGCCCCGCGAUGCUCGCGGGCAUAUCGGCGCUCGCCCCGUCGCACAUCCCGCAGUCCCUCCCGCGGUCCCGGCUGCCCCCGGUGCUCUCCGUGCCGCUCCGCGCCGCGGCGCACGGCGUCGCGCUCCCGACGCACGCGCUCGCGGUGUCCCCCGCGGGCAAGGUCAAGGACGACGCGGACGCGCCGACGACGCUGUACCCGGUGCACGCCGUCGUGCUCGCCGCGCACUGCACCGCCCUCCCCCGCAUGCCCCGCCCCGCCGGCCCGGCCGGCCCGGCCUCCGCCGCCCACGCCGCGCUCCCCGUCCUCCCGCUCGCGCUCCCGUCCCCGCCCGCGUUCGCGAUCAUCCACGCCUGGCUCUACGCCGCGCGCCUCGACGCCGUGCUCUCCUCCCUCCUCCCCGCCGCGCUCCCUUCCCCGUUCCUCGCGCGCCUCGCCGACCCCGCCGCGCCCGCCCUCCGCACGCUCGAGGCGGCCCUCGCCGCCCGGCCGACCCUGCACGCGCUCGCGACGCACGUGUGCGCGGCCGCGGCGGGCAACCUCGGCGCGCUGAUGGGCCACGCGGGGCACGUGAAGGAGCUCUGGCAGGACGUCGUCGCGCUCGGCAUCUGCGACGCGGGGCUCUGGGCCGCGAUCGACGUCGCGUGGGAGGUCGUCCUCGGCGCGAUGAACCUCGCCGCCGCCCAGUGA
Molecule: messenger RNA, 942 nt
Organism: Mycena indigotica
Lineage: Eukaryota; Fungi; Basidiomycota; Agaricomycetes; Agaricales; Mycenaceae
Product: Clampless protein 1
Exons: 1
Coding region: 19-942 (307 amino acids)
Source: RefSeq, a predicted model, not a curated record